Messenger RNA from Vicia villosa (hairy vetch), 1147 nucleotides. Its product is annotated as naringenin,2-oxoglutarate 3-dioxygenase-like. The record is from RefSeq and is a predicted model, not a curated record. The coding region runs from base 35 to 1132 and encodes 365 amino acids. The transcript is spliced from 3 exons. NCBI's taxonomy places the organism in Eukaryota, Viridiplantae, Streptophyta, Magnoliopsida, Fabales, Fabaceae.
AACACAGAAACGUUUCCAAGUUUGCAUACAAACAAUGGCACCAGCGAGAACUCUCAAUCAUCUUGCUCACAAAAAAACCCUCGAGUCCAGUUUCGUUCGUGAUGAAAGCGAGCGUCCAAAAGUGUCUUACAAUGACUUCAGCAAUGACAUUCCAAUCAUUUCUCUAGCCGGAAUCGAUGAUGUCGAUGGCAAAAGAACAGAGAUAUGCAACAAGAUUGUUGAAGCUUGUGAGAAUUGGGGUAUCUUCCAGGUUAUCGAUCAUGGCGUUGAUUCAAACCUCAUUUCUGAGAUGACCCGUUUUUCUAAAAUGUUCUUCGAUCUGUCACCGGAAGAGAAGCUUCAGUUUGACAUGUCCGGUGGUAAAAGGGGUGGCUUCAACGUCUCUAGUCAUCUCCAAGGAGAAGCAGUGAAAGAUUGGAGAGAGAUAAUGAUAUAUUUUUCAUAUCCAAUUAACCAAAGAGACUAUUCAAGGUGGCCAAACAAGCCAGAAGGAUGGAAAUCAGUUACAGAACAAUACAGUGAGAAGCUUAUGAGUUUAGCAUGCAAGCUAUUGGAAGUUUUAUCAGAAGCUAUGGGGUUAGAGAAAGAAGCUUUAACAAAAGCAUGUGUUGAUAUGGAUCAAAAGGUUGUUGUGAAUUAUUACCCAAAAUGUCCUCAACCUGAUCUUACUCUUGGGCUGAAAAGACACACUGACCCUGGUACCAUCACUCUGUUGCUUCAAGAUCAAGUUGGUGGUCUUCAAGCUACUAGAGAUGAUGGUAAGACGUGGAUCACUGUUAAGCCAGUUGAAGGUGCCUUUGUUGUCAAUAUUGGAGAUCACGGUCAUUAUCUGAGUAAUGGACGGUUCAAAAACGCGGAUCAUCAAGCAGUUGUGAAUUCAAACUAUAGUCGUUUAUCGGUAGCAACAUUCCAAAAUCCAGCACCAGAUGCAACUGUAUAUCCUUUGAAGAUUAGAGAAGGAGAGAAAUCUGUGAUGGAAGAACCAAUCACUUUUGCUGAAAUGUAUAGGAGGAAGAUGAGCAAGGAUCUUGAGAUGGCUAGGAUGAAGAAAAUGGGUAAAGAAGAAAAAGAAAUUAGGGAGCUACAGAAUGCAAAACUUGGGGCCAAAUCUCUGAAUGAGAUCAUUGCUUAGACUUAAUUUAGAUAA